Zygosaccharomyces rouxii is the source of this 738-nucleotide messenger RNA. RefSeq names its product mitochondrial HMG-box protein CIM1 (gene CIM1). The transcript has a single exon. Lineage: Eukaryota; Fungi; Ascomycota; Saccharomycetes; Saccharomycetales; Saccharomycetaceae. The record is from RefSeq and is a predicted model, not a curated record. The coding region runs from base 1 to 738 and encodes 245 amino acids.
AUGCGUUGUACAUAUUCACUUAGAGCCUCGUUGUCAUCAACUGUUUUUACGACAAGGAAAUCAUUUGAACGACAGUUAGAUAAUUCACCAACUACAGCAUUUCAUUACUAUUGUCAAUUACAACAUGAUCCAAGGAUUAAUAACGAUUUGCAAUGGAAGAAGUUCAUGCGUAGAGAAUGGGAAAUGCUUUCACAUACAAGGAAAAGGUUAUACUGUGCAUUUUAUUUCCAUUUUAAGGGUAUAGAUUAUAAAAGCUUAAACAAAUUUGAAUUAGCUAAAUUCCUUGAACUUCCAACACCUGCCACCAGUGAAUAUAUGAUGUUUAGGAAUAUCUUUAAAUCUAAGUUUGAUAAUGCAUGGUUAGAAAAUCUGAGAAAGUUGAAUGAUGUAAAUAAUAAGGGACGAUUGGUGAAAAGAUCACCGAUAACUGGUGGUCAUCGGUUGACAGUGUAUGUCCCGUUGAAUCGAGAUCAAUUACAAUUCGAAGCUACGAAUUAUACUAAAAGAUACCAACAGAUGUGUAGAGAAUGUCGACAUGUUUGGAAUGAGAAAGUUACCAUAGAACAGAAAUCACUAAUUAGGGAAAAAUGGGAACAAGAAAAGCAGGCGUUUAAUGAUAAUAUUCAUAGUGAAAUUGAUGCGUUAAAAAUUAAUUUGAACAGAUUAAAUCAAUUAGGACUACGACAGGAAUAUCUGCUUUUCGAAGAAAAUAGUGGUGAAUCCAUGAAGAAAAAAUGA